AUGCAGGACAAGUUAAUGACGACGACCCAAGCGUCAGCUGGGGGUUCUACAAUACAGAACCUUGCUCUGAAAGCGACGCACCCGUGCAAAAAAGACUCACGAUCCGUCUCGUGGUGUCGCAUGGCUUGCGACAUUGCAGUCGGAGGCGAAGCAACGGUCCGUGUCUUGCGAGCAGCAGCCUCGCUCUGUGAUGCGCAGACGUGUCCUGGCACAAUCGAGAGCAGGAGCGGAGUCUUGUGUCGAUCCUUCGUCGGCAUCGUCAGCGAGUUGCGGCCGUUGGCUUCGGAAGAGACAGAGCUCACGACGGUUGAUCCUGUCAAGGUGUUGGACAGGGUCGUCGCGUCGCCGUAUCUCAUGCGACCGCUCCUUCCUCCAGACGAGCAGCAAGGCCAGACUGAUUGCAAUGACGAUGCAUUACUUCAACGAUCAACUUGCAACUCUUCGUGCGUCUUUGGCAUCGGUGCUUCGAGCGGGACACUUGCAGAAUACAUUGUGCUGCCAGUCGCGAACCUGGCUGUCGUCCCUCCUAGUAUCCCCGACGACCUGGCACUGCUGGCUGACGACGUCUCUGUCGUCCUUUCGAUCGCCAGUGAGUUGCAGCGACGGCACGUGACUAACGUUGCGAUCUUAUCGGACGGACCUGCGACGAUCCUCUCCAAUUUGCUGACAAGAUUACUGCACCAAGACAUGCAGUUUCCAGCGCAAAAGCUCCACGUUUUCUCCGCGUCAGCCACCUGUAGCAGCACCAUCUGGUCACAGUACGCUUCUGUCACUCCUCUGGAUAUGCACGAGCCUGCUGACAUGGACCAUUUGAUUGCACGGCAGACUGAGCUGGCACUUGACGCUGUCGUGGAUCUCAUCGGCUCCAAAGCUUCUGCCGAGCUUGCGAUAUCGCUGGUGCAGUCCAUGGGCUGCGUUGUUUUUGUUGACAGGUCGCGACUGGAGCUGCGCCCACCAUCGCUUGUCGCCAUGGACAUGAAUGCUGUCGUUGUUCGGGAACUGGAGCUCGUGAGCGUUCCCAACUGUCGCGGCUGCCUCGACGACGCGCUGCAGUACUUGGUCACACAGAGCGAAAGUCAGCAGAGCACAAGGGAGCUACGCACGUGUCUGCUCGACGACGUGGUGCUACAACAGGCGCUUUCGCAGCUCCAGGCACGUCCAGAGCAAACACUGGAAGGUCAGUAUUUACAAGUACGAAGAUGUUGA
This is a messenger RNA of Peronospora matthiolae, 1206 nucleotides long. The record is from the annotation of a GenBank genome assembly. Lineage: Eukaryota; Oomycota; Peronosporomycetes; Peronosporales; Peronosporaceae.